This is a messenger RNA of Suricata suricatta (meerkat), 647 nucleotides long. It is a transcript of the gene IGFL3, whose product is annotated as IGF like family member 3. Gene Ontology annotation, molecular function: signaling receptor binding. NCBI's taxonomy places the organism in Eukaryota, Metazoa, Chordata, Mammalia, Carnivora, Herpestidae. The transcript is spliced from 4 exons. The coding region runs from base 42 to 389 and encodes 115 amino acids. The record is from RefSeq and is a predicted model, not a curated record.
UGAUCGGUCUCCUUCAUUGUCCUGCAGCCUCUUCAGAAGCCAUGACACCACGAAGGUGCAUCUUAGGAGUUCCUGUCUGCAUAACAAUCUUCUUCCUCCAGGGUUCAAAGGUAGCCGCAGACGCGCCCAUGGGCUCAGCGCCGUGGCUGUGCCACCCCGCCCCCCGGUGUGGGGACCACCUCUACGACCCUUUGCAGCACUGCUGUCAUGACGACGCCAUCCUGCUCCUGAACCAGACACGCAAGUGUGGCUCCUGCACCUUCUGGCCCUGCCUGGAGCUCUGCUGUCCCGAGUCCUUCGGCCACCAGAGGUUUGUCGUGAGGUUGAAGGUCCCGGGUACCCAGGCCCGGUGCUCUUCAUUGCCCACCUCCAGGACCUGCUCCAGGUAACCUUUCUAGAUGAGCUGCUUAUGAAAAUGGGAUGUGUGCCGUUUGCCAGCACGGACCCACCUACGUCACCUGCUUCCCCCACCCCACCCGGCUCCACAGCCCCCUGCGGGGUUGGCAAGGAAACAGAGAAGCCAAGCCGGAUCCGUGUGCUGGGCCCUGGGCUGCCAAUCUCCAAACAUUCAGAGACUCCCCCACGACCUUCAACUCCUUGUGUCUUAGUCCUUCAUCUAUAAAACCCAACUACAUCAAUCUCCUUGA